AUGAAGAGAUUAGGAGGAGCCGCCGGUCUUUCUCUUGAAGCAUUCGUUAAUGCCAAAAACAACACCUCCUUCUCCAAUCCUGCCCUUAUAAAGAAGCAAAGGGAGUUUUAUAAGAAUGCUAAGUACGUGAGCAAGUUUAAGAAAAAGCUGAAGCAGCAAAAUCAGCCGAAUGAGCUCUCCUCAGUUGUAAAACCCUCAGAGGCUGAGAAUGAAAAUGGAGAAGGUAGUAAGAUGAUCAAAAAGAACAAGAGGAGCAAGAAUAGUUUGAAAGAGUUGUAUGAAAAACGGCGUAAAGAGGAAGAGAAUGCAAGGAUUGAAAGAGAGAUGAUUCUAAAAGCAAAGAAGGAAGAGAGAGAGAAGGCUGAAUCCCGUAGAAAAGCUGCGAGGGAGAAGAUGUCCAAGAAAACCCGUUCUGGUCAACCUGUUAUGAAGUACAGGAUUGAGCAUCUCUUGCAGACAGUUCAAGGUUCCAAUUGA
Dovyalis caffra is the source of this 477-nucleotide messenger RNA. The record is from the annotation of a GenBank genome assembly. NCBI's taxonomy places the organism in Eukaryota, Viridiplantae, Streptophyta, Magnoliopsida, Malpighiales, Salicaceae.